CCCUGUCCCUUCCAAUGGAAGUUUUGUUCGUCUUUUUCCAAUUCCUUUCUACUCUCUCUCUAAAUCUUCCUAGAAAAAAUGGCCCAUUUGCCCAUUACCCUUCUUCUCUAUCACUACCAGAUCCAAAUUUCUUAUUCUUUUUUCUUUUUUUUCUUUUUUAUCUGAUUUCCUUUUCCAUCUAAUUCUUCUUCACCCAUUCCCCACCACUUUCCCCUGAUUUCUCCUUCAUGGGUCGUCUCUUUUUCUCCGUUUACCAGAGUGGAUUUCAUUUCUGGAAAUCUUCUUCUCCGCCUGUGACUCUGAGUGCCCAGAUUUUGACAUGGUUCUUCAAGCUUUUAAGGUCAUCGAGAUGAAUUUCAUUCUAUUAAAUGGAGUUAACAGUGUCACUUCAAUGUGAAAUCUCGUUACCAUUUUUGGGGGGAGCUCUGCCUGAGGUAGAUUUUAAACUGAUUAACUGUACUCGUCCCUUUUGUGGAUUCGAUCCUUGUGCAGACUCUUAACUUUUGCAUAUGAUUCUUCUCAAUUUAUUAUGCCUUACAAAAUGUUAUCAUUGACUGUAUAUACCAAAAGUAUAAUGUUGGAAUUUGAAAUUAUAAAUGGUUUUGGUUGUAACUUAGAAAGUUUUAGCUGGAGUUGAUCAAACCAAAGUAUGCAGUUGAGAUGUACUCAGUAAGUUAAUUAGGUAAUUCUGUUAAAUUUUAUCACGAGCCUACUUGUACCAAUUAAUUCUUGCUGUCCUUUUGUCCUCAGGUCCUAAUCUGCCAGAAUAUCCGGUAAAGCUUUUGUGUUAUUUAUGGAACUUCUUGGUAUUGGAGCAAAUAUGCAGGGUUCUGGCAACUAUCCAAAUUUUUAUUUCAGUAGGGAUCUAAAAGGAGUUGUUGGUGGAUGUAUAUGGCCUCAAAUUAGUGAGGAUAAAAUGCUGAAUGGUGGACGUAACACCAAAAGUUUCUUAUCACCAUUGUCAGCUGGUCUGUAUGUUGAAUGUGGCCGAGAAGCACUAAAGCAGAUAAUGCUUAAGCAAGAAGCGAUUUUUAGGGAUCAGAUUUAUGAACUCCAUCGCCUCUACAAAAGACAGAGGGAGUUUAUAGCUGAGAUGAAGAGGGAAUCUCGUAAGCAUGAUAUGUGCAUCACUACAACUCAGUCUGAUUUUUAUAAGUCUCGGGUCUCUGCAUUGUGUGCUCAGGAUGCACGUAACUUCUCUGUAUACAGUCAAUUAUUUAUUUCAGGUGAAAAAACGACCUCAUUACUUUCAAGGUUAGGGAAGAACACUCAAACAGGUUCUGACUCUCCUCUGAAUGGAAUGAGUUCUAAGAAUCCUUAUUAUUCAGAAUCUAAGACUAAGAUUUUGAGGAAAGGGAUGUUUGAUCUUGAACUUCCAACUGACAGAAAUUACUUGAAUAGCCAAGAUGAAUUGACAAAUGUGUCUGAGAUGUCAAGCUGUCAUCUCAAGAGAAUGCCUGAGAUUGUUCAUAUUAGUGAUAGACAAUUCAAGUAUGAUUCAUUAUUAAAGAAAACCAAGGUCUCGGUUGAUUUAAAUAAUCCUCCUAACUCUGCCGAAGAAUCGGCCUGUAGAUCCAUUGAUUCAGUGAAUGCUUCUGGCCACAGGGAGAUCCUUUUCCAUGAUUUAUAUGGCAAAGCCAAUUCGAAGUUGUUUGGUUUCUCAGAGCAAGAUAGCAAUGGCAGAAGGAAUGGACUCUCUACCAAUGGCUAUUCUGAACCAAUUAGCUUUUAUGACAGAAGCCAAAGAUAUCAACCCAACAAAGAUAUUGCAAAUUCAAGUCUGUCAUCAUCCACUACAUCUGUGACAAAAUCUGCACAAGGCCCUAUAGGACACCAUAUUUUAGAUACCGAGAGUUCCAAAAUGUUGGUAGAAAAUGCAAUGCUUGCUGAAGUUGAUCUCUGUUGUGUUAAGAACUUGAGGCCUAGCUUUGGGUCUGAUAGUGUCAGCCCUGUCGAAGGAAGCUUCUGUAACAGCUCCAAGUCUGAGAUAGUGAAAGAAGAAGCUCGCCCAUUGUUCAAGGCUUCUGCAAAUUGGAUGGAAGGUCAAAUUGAUCUCAACGUAUGCAUAAACGAAGAGUUUUUGGCAACACCUUGUUGCUCCACUGAAAUGAAACUGGAGGUACCCGUGAGUCCAGGAAAGGAAAACCACUCUUCAACUCCAGGAGAGUUUGGUGAUAACCGGGUGGAGUCACAUUUUCUAGAGUCAGUUGGAAUCGAAGAUGAUGGAAAAUCGUUGGAGGACCUCAGUACGAUUGCAGCUGAAGCUUUGGUUUCUAUUUCAUCAUCUGUGGCUCAAAAUUAUCAUAAAAUCACCGGUUGUUCGUCUGUUCAACCUUCAUUUGAAUCCUUAUGCUGGCUUGCUGAAAUAGUUUCUUCAAUAGGAGCUGAUCCAGAGAAGGAUGAAUUAGCCUUGAAAUGCAAGGAUACUGACUCAGAGGAGCUUUUGGCAGAUUUCAUGGAUGAAUUUGAGGUCAUGACACUGAAGUUGAAAGAAAUAGAAGAAAAAGGGUGUUCCUUGACAGCAAGUAACCACCAAGUGGACGCAUUAAAAAACGUUUCUUCACCUUCAUGUCAACCAGGGAAGGGGCGUGCAAGGCGGGGUCAGCGCAAAAAUUUCCAGACAGAAAUUCUUCCAAGUCUUGCAACUUUGUCGAGGUAUGAGGUUACAGAAGAUAUUCAGAUGAUUGGAGGCCUGAUGGAAGUAGCAAGUUCUCAUUCGAUCGCCGGUGUAACGAAAACUACAUGUAGAGGUAGAAUGACAGGGACGAGAGGGAAGAGACGGUUGUGUGAUUCAUCUUCAAAAACUACAGAGACUGUUAUAAGGUCAACCACGGAUCAAGUAAGCAGUGACAAUGAACGAGAGAACAAAGAAAGAAAGGUAAUAGUUUGGGGAAAUAUUACUCGGCGACGGAGAGGGCAGAGAUAUCCUGCUCGUAAUAGAAAAAUUAUCUUAGGACAAGUAUAGUAUAGUUGGACUUGUCUUGAGAAGUUACUUCAAAUAAUUAUAUGUUAUGUGUAAAUUAUGCCGAGUUCUGUUCUACACUCCAUCUUGAGUCGAUUGUUUGUUCCAUUUAAUACAAAAUUAAAGAAGGAAGCCACCAUUCACCAUGUACAUUUAGACCAUACUUUUGUAAAAUAAAGUCAUCUCAUGCUGGUUUGGUUAAUGAGUCAUGGAUUACAGCCAA
Cucumis sativus (cucumber) is the source of this 3185-nucleotide messenger RNA. RefSeq lists its product as uncharacterized. The transcript has 4 exons. NCBI's taxonomy places the organism in Eukaryota, Viridiplantae, Streptophyta, Magnoliopsida, Cucurbitales, Cucurbitaceae. The record is from RefSeq and is a predicted model, not a curated record. Bases 794 to 2965 code for a protein of 723 amino acids.